AUGUACCACCAACCAAUGUUACAGUCCACACCUAAAAGCUGGAAGGGUUUAUUGAAAUCUAAUCAGUCUCCAAAAAAACCCACCACCCCUACAACCCCACCAAGCAAUGCGACAAUCACACCAAAUACAACACCUCCAAGUGCAACAUGUGUCAGUCCACGACCGGAGAAAAUCCCUUCCAGACACCCACUUCAAACCAUAAAUCCUGGAUUAAACCUUUCGUUUGCCAAUAUUCUCAACAAGUCACUAGCAAACCACGAAACAUGCUUUAUUUGUGGAGAGCUACUUUCUUCAGUAUUUGAAUCAGAGCGAAUUCUAAAGUUAAAUUGUGGUGAUUCCACCCACUGUGAAUGUUUCAAAGCUUAUUUUAAGGAAGAUAUACCACAGGCUAAAAAUCACGGCAAGACAAUAACGUUUGCAAAAAGCUGUCGUGGCCUCAAUUGCAACAAUACUAGAAAUGUAGUCAUUGAUGCAAACAACUGGUACUUGGUUUCUGCCCGAAAGUUGUCGUUAAUACCAAAGAGACCAGCACCCCCACACCCCAAUAGUGCUAACAUCGAUGCCUUGAGAACUACUUUGCAAAACAACGACAUACCAACUAGGUCCCCUUCACCUGAUCCAACUGUUUCCACCACCAUCACAGAAGUGGACACGUUUGACGUUGAAACGGUUAGAAACAACCUAAUCAAACAUUUGCUAGAUCUGUGUACUAAAAUCAGUUUAUCCAGAUUGGUUCUGUUGGGAAAUUUGCGAGUUGCAGACGAGUUAUCAGUUUGUGUCGAGCCACUGGACUAUUUCCAAACAAGGUACGUUUAUUUAUUUGAAAACUACAUGGUUAUAUGGAAUAAAACUGACUACCCUGUAUUUGUUCCAAUGAAAAACAUACAGUUGUCCUCUCGUGGCUCGUCCAUCCUACAAGUGCGUCAAAAAGAUGACAGUUUAUCAACAUUGCUUCAAUCUACAUCAAGUUCAAUAGUGGAAAAAUGGGUUGUUGCCAUUUCCGAUGCGCAUUUACAGUUGCCAGCACGGGCCAUAACAUCUACAAUUGAUACUACCCCAACUGAUAGUGAUUCCGAUAUUGAUUCCGAUGAAGAAGUUAUUCAGCAAGCACUAACUAAAAACAACUGGACCGAUUUAAUGAUCGAGAUUGAUAAUGCAUUACUUACAUCUGACCAGUAA
This is a messenger RNA of Candida dubliniensis CD36, 1179 nucleotides long. It is a transcript of the gene CST5, whose product is annotated as Cst5p. NCBI's taxonomy places the organism in Eukaryota, Fungi, Ascomycota, Pichiomycetes, Serinales, Debaryomycetaceae. The record is from RefSeq and is a predicted model, not a curated record. Bases 1 to 1179 code for a protein of 392 amino acids. The transcript has a single exon.